UUGAUAUCAAGCUCAUUCAGUGUGAAGGAAAACUCCUACUGUCAGUAUAGCAAGUUCAGGGUUGGCUGCUCACUGCUCUGUGAAGAUGGCACCAUUUUUAAUGGAACCAAUGUUGAAAAUGCCUCCUACGGCCUGACCAUAUGCGCCGAAAGGUCAGCCAUUUGUACUGCAGUCUCCCAAGGUCACAGAAAAUUCAAGGCCAUUGUCGUGUCAAGGUGUGAUCAGGAUAAGUUUACAUAUCCCUGUGGUGCUUGCAGGCAGUUUAUUGCAGAGUUUGGAUUGGAUAUAGACGUUUACAGCACAAGACCUGAUGGCUCCUAUGAAAGAGGAACAAUCUGCGAACUACUUCCGUUUUCUUUUGGUCAGUCUGACGUCAUC
Messenger RNA from Helobdella robusta, 378 nucleotides. RefSeq lists its product as hypothetical. The record is from RefSeq and is a predicted model, not a curated record. NCBI's taxonomy places the organism in Eukaryota, Metazoa, Annelida, Clitellata, Rhynchobdellida, Glossiphoniidae. The annotation marks the transcript as partial. The transcript has 4 exons. Gene Ontology annotation, molecular function: cytidine deaminase activity; zinc ion binding. Gene Ontology annotation, cellular component: cytosol.